Molecule: messenger RNA, 5131 nt
Organism: Aricia agestis (brown argus)
Lineage: Eukaryota; Metazoa; Arthropoda; Insecta; Lepidoptera; Lycaenidae
Product: Down syndrome cell adhesion molecule-like protein Dscam2
Exons: 36
Coding region: 59-4519 (1486 amino acids)
Molecular function (GO): protein binding
Source: RefSeq, a predicted model, not a curated record
CUUGUGUGAACGUUCAGUGCUUGUGUGAUAAAUAAAGGUUAUUUGGUGGUCAUCAAAUAUGAAUUCCAUUUGGAUUAUCGCCGUGCUCGCCUGCUGCAACGUCGCUAUCACACGAUCCAGCGAUCUAUAUGAAGAGGAUUGGGCGUACUAUAUCUAUCAUCGAAACAGGUCAUCUCCAAUCGUUCCAGCUGUACACCACAAUGGAAUUCUAAGACGAGAUAAUGGUACACAUUCGUUGGACAAAUACACGUUAGAACUAAGCUCAAAUAAUUAUAAGUACACAACUACCAGAAGUGAUUUAGAGAGCUUUAUCGAAUUAAUUAAAACAAAUGGCAGACCCAAGAGGAGUUUGGUAUCCGGUAACAUAAUGAUAACACAACAUUUUAACGAGAAACUUAUUUCGCCAGGCGAAGACAUAAGCCUGCAGUGCACCGCCACCGCAGACCGGCCACCGCGAUUCAUAUGGGAGAGAGACGGAGUAGUGUUAACUUCUAACACUGAUUCUAGGUACAUCUUAGGACAGGUGAUGUCUCCAAUAGGCAUCGGGGUGGUAUCCCAACUGAACAUAUCCAGGCCGAGAGUGGAGGACGGAGGUCUAUACUCCUGCAUAGCCUACGAGGGGGACUCCAACGUUAAAUAUUCAGCGAGAAUUAACAUUUACGGACCACCGUACAUAAGAACUUUACCACCGAUAAAAGUUUUGAGUGGGGAAGGCCUCAAAUUACGAUGUCCAUAUUAUGGCUAUCCUAUCAGUAAACUAGAAUGGGAACAUAAAGGGAAGAAACUAGUGACUUCAAUUUUACCGCAGCACAUGCGAUACAAGAGAACAUACACGAUAAAACACAUAAACACAAGAAAAAGACGAAGAAAACGACAAGUCUUAGAGGGCAAUGAAGACGGAGUUUUAAGUUUACAUAGAGUACUCAAGGAAGAGAAUGGUGAUACUUACACUUGUAUAGUGUACAGUCCAUCCGGAGAAAUGGCUAGGAGGUCAUUUGAAAUCCAAGUUGUAGAAGCACCAGAACUAGAUGAACUUAGAGUUGGAUCUGGUCUCAAAGAAGGACAGAUCGUGCAAAUAACCUGUAACAUUAUAAGUGGGGACCCUCCGAUAUUCUUCUCGUGGUUAAAAGACGGAAUGAAGAUUCCAGCUAGUUUAAAGAUUACAGAGCGAAGUUCAGAAUUAUUCAGCGUGUUGAUUAUAAAGCGAGUGUCAUUGGAGCACUGCGGUAGGUAUACGUGCAUAGCAACGAACCACGUCGGAAAAGUGAACCAAACUACUGACUUAUACAUAAACGUUGCACCGAAAUGGGUUGAAGAGCCAACGAAUGCAUCACUUUUGUUAGGACAAAGAGGAAUUGUGGACUGCAAUGCAAACGGCUAUCCUGUUCCUCAGAUACAUUGGAUGAAGAGAGAUACGUCAUUAGGAAUAUGGAGGCCCAUCUUAGAUUUAGCUGGUGGUGGCGUCUCUAGCUAUCCAAAUGGAUCUUUGUCACUUGAAGUGGUAUCAUUGGCUGAUGAAGGGGAGUACGCGUGCCAUGUCAACAACGGCUUCGGAGAUCCUUUACAUAAGAACUUGUGGAUUAGUGUUAAUAAGCCAGUCCAUUUCGAGUCAGUGGGGACGAACAUCACGACGAAGAUGGGUCACACCGUCACCAUCACGUGUCAGCCGCUGGGGGACAGCCCCAUCAGGAUCAAGUGGAGUCUAGAUGGAAAACCCGUUGAAAUGUCAUCAGCCAGAGUGACACUAUCAGAAACCGCAAGCCCGCUAGGUUUGCAGAGCACUCUGAGCAUAAAACAUGCAGAAAGUAGAGACAGGGGAACGUACGAAUGCCGAGCUAGCAAUCCUUUUGGAGUGUCUACUUACAACGUAUUUUUGAAUAUACUAGAACCCCCCGUCCCACCUGUGGACUUACAAGUGGACUCCGUCACCAGCUCCACAGCGAAGCUAUCUUGGCGCGACACUUUCGUCUCGCAAGUGCAGUACUACUCCAUACAGUACUCCAACAACCACUACGCCCUGUGGGACUCCGCCAAACUUGUCAAUGUAACGCGUCAAACCAACGACAUUCGUCAGAGCGUCGAGCUGCGGGACUUACAGCCGGCGUUAGACUACCGAGUACGAGUGGCAGCCGGCAACCUGGUGGACCUCAGCCCGUAUACACAGCCUGUACACUUCUCUACGCUACAAGAAGCACCUUCGGCCAGUCCCCUAGGGGUACAAGUCCAACAGACGGACAACCCGGGCGAGUUACUGGUAUCAUGGAUUCCACCAUCCAAAGAGAGCCAUAACGGUCCCCUACAGGGGUACCAUGUGAAGGCGGUACCACUUAUCAGUGGGGAGUCAGGUUCAAAUGGGACGAACACCAAAAUAAUAAAGAUGUCAUCCAGAAAUGGUAAACAUGAAACGGUAUUGAGCGGCCUCCUCAAGAAUACUAGAUAUGCAGUCACAGUAAGCGCCUUCAAUUCGGCUGGUAAUGGGCCAUUUUCUAUACCGGUGUAUCAGACGACAAGAGAAGGAGCGCCCGAGGAGGCGGUAUCGGGUGUCGUGUGCGGCGGCGCGGCGGCGGGCGCGCUGCGGGUGUCAUGGCCGCCGCUCGCCCCGCGCGCCGCCAGCCUACUGGGCUACGUGCUGCUGUACAGUACUGAUGAUGGACCCUGGAGUAAUGUGACGUCACCGCACUCGGAGAUAUACCUGCAGGGUCUACAGAAGUACACCAACUACACCAUCAAAGUUGCCGGCUUUUCUAACUACGGGGUUGGACCAUUCUCGUAUCCUGUAGUUUGUACGACGUUACAAGAUGUGCCCGGUGCUCCUCCAGUGAUAAAGGCCUUAGCGUCAUCCCCCACCUCAAUGAUCGUUAGUUGGAAGGUUCCAGACGAACCGAACGGAGAGAUCACUCACUACACUGUUUAUGUUAAACCAGUGUCAAGCACGGGUGCUCCACAAAGCUAUCGCGUAGAACCAACUCAAGAAUCGCUAUCCACACGUCAGCUGAAAUUUGCUCUGUCUAACAUCAGCUCUGGCGCGUAUGAGGUGUUUGUGAGAGCUCAUACUGCCGCUGGUGAAGGAGCUCCCAGUGCGAGGGUUCACGUAGAAUUAACUAACAAAGUUGUGGCGGGAGUAUGGUCACUAGGCGGUCGUGUAUGGGCGGGCGCGGGGGGCUCACUUCGCCUAGCCUGCGCAGGCGCCGGCUCACCCCCGCCACGCGCGUUGUGGUACCACGACCACAACAUCAUCACGCAUCAUCCCCGCUUCACGAGACAGCAGGAUGGAGGCCUACUGGUUCACAAUAUAGACCAAUCUCUAAGUGGCAACUAUACUUGUAUAGCCAAGAAUCUGUACGGCUCUGAUUCAGUCUCCUACGAAGUGAUGGUGCUUCCGACUCCUGAACCGCCAGUGUUGAGAGUUACGUCACAUAAGAAUGCUUUGUUUUUGCAAUGGGACCAACCUAAAAAAGUUACUGGGAAACCACAAAAGAUCACGUAUGAACUAACUUGGAGAGAAGCAAACGGAUCUUGGCAAGAUACAUGGACUGACAAAGGAACUCAAAUUCAAGGUGUUCAAGAAUAUACCUUGGAUGGAUUAAAAUGUGGCACAAAAUAUUCUUUGCGGAUGAUAGCAUCUAACAGUGUUGGAUCAUCUACUCCUACACAGAUAGACGCUUAUACACUGGGAGGAGUACCAAAGGCUCCAAGUACAACUGAGUGGUUCUGGAGUAACGCCACCCAUAUAUUUAUCCAGCUGAGCGGCUGGGAUGACAAUGGAUGUGAGAUCACGAGAUGGGAGAUACACUAUAGAGAGUACGGUGGAAAAAUGUGGAAGAGAGUUGAGAGUCUUUCGCCUUUAUCAGAUCCAAGUUGGAACGACUACAUGCCAGUAUUAAGUCAGCUAAGCUCUUUAGCAGUAUCAGGCUUAAAUCCGGCUCAGUGGUACCAAAUUAGAGUUAUGGCGGAAAACGCUGCAGGAGUUACUACAUCGUUAUACUCAUACGCUACUACUACGUUGCUUGGAGCUGCCAUUGGACCACCGUCGGAGUAUAUGGACAUCAACAUGCUGGUCAUAGUGUUUAGCUCCAUCCUACUAGUGUUGUGCUCACUAAUAUUUUUGUACAUACUGAUAAAACGUCAUAACCACCAUCGCCUGACCGAGUACCGCAACUCGCUCACGACCGAAAUCAAGUCUGAGCGGAGUAACGUGACGGUGAAUACGCCGCAAAGCCUGCCCAGCGACAACAAUAGGGUGUACAGCACGCCCGUUCAUCUCACUGCGGAAAAUAAACAUGAACUUUACGAAAUCAGUCCAUACGCACAGUUCGCGCUGGGGUUCCGUACAUUUGGCCACGUGGACAACCAAGAGGCGCCUAGCCGAAUGCAUUUUCCCAGCAACAGCAAGGCUAGAUACGAUAGUGAAACGAGCUUCCAAAUGAGAUCAGAAUCAGAGGAGAGUGACUAUGUCUCCCGCACCACCACCCUGAAAAGUGCACCCCGAAAGGCCUGCAGAAUACCACAUCAUAGGUAACUGAAGACCUAGUCAUCGUUAUCCAACUGGUUGUGUUUGUUUAUAUAUUAUAUUAUUUAAUCUUAAGUAUUUAAGUGUUCAUAUUACAUUGAUACAUUCGUGCAGAAUAGCAAGUCAUAAUAAUGAGAUAAGACUGCCUAAGAUUUUCUGAUACCAAAGAUCAAAAACGGGUUUUACUGUAUCUUUUUUCUAUGCGUUAGACGACAAUUUGCAUCUGGGUUUUUUAACUAAAAUCUUAUUGUACAGUUGGUUGUGUGUGGUAUGUCUGGUUUACUAAUUUUUGGCCUUAAUAAUUCUUAGUUAUAAGACUAAAAGGUGGUAAACAAAUCUGCCAUUGAGGGUACGUACUAUGUGUCCUAUGAUUAACGGUAACUGCCAAAUAAAAACUUCGAUUAUUUCUACUGUAAGAUGCUCUCUCCUAAGUCACAAUUCCUUAUCAAAUUAUAAUAGUCAUCAAACAUGAAUGGAAUACUAAUCAAAAUUUAAACUAAGUAUAAAAAAUAAAACCCUGGGCUAAUAACACAAAAAUUUGAAAAUCGAAAUUCCGACGUUUCGGAAGUAUAGGAACAUAAAUAUGUAUAUCGGCUACCUUAUCACGUAAAAAUAGCGAUC